This is a messenger RNA of Pistacia vera, 1666 nucleotides long. RefSeq names its product monooxygenase 2-like. NCBI's taxonomy places the organism in Eukaryota, Viridiplantae, Streptophyta, Magnoliopsida, Sapindales, Anacardiaceae. The record is from RefSeq and is a predicted model, not a curated record. Gene Ontology annotation, molecular function: FAD binding. The coding region runs from base 56 to 1312 and encodes 418 amino acids. The transcript is spliced from 6 exons.
UAUAUAUAUAUAUAUCAAGCCUUCUUAUCCUCUCCUACAUAGAGCCAGAGAUUUCAUGGAAACAGUUGAAGAUAUUGUGAUUGUUGGAGCUGGAAUUGCAGGCCUUACAACUUCGUUAGGACUUCACAGGCUGGGAAUCAGAAGCUUGGUAUUGGAAUCAUCAGAGAGUUUGAGGGUCACUGGAUUUGCCUUCACAACAUGGAGUAAUGCCUGGAGGGCCUUGGAUGCUGUUGGGAUUGGUGACUCUCUUCGCCAACAACAUCUACAGAUACAAGGAAUAGUAGUUACCUCCUCCACAUCAGGACAACCCUCUUCAGAGAGAUCCUUGAAGGCCAAAGGCAAACAUGGAGAAAAUGAAACAAGAUGCAUGAGAAGGAAGUUGUUGUUGGAAGCACUUGAAAAAGAACUCCCCAGUGGCACCAUCAGGUUCUCCUCAAAGGUGGUUUCUGUAGAGGAAUCAGGCUACUUCAAGUUGGUGCAUCUAGAUGAUGGAAGUAUCAUCAAGACCAAGGUGUUGAUUGGAUGUGAUGGGGUUAACUCAGUGGUGGCAAAAUGGCUUGGCUUCAAGAAACCAGCUUUUGUAGGAAGAUCUUCCAUCAGGGGAUAUUCAGAGUUCAAAGACAGUCAUGGCUUCGGGCCCAGAUUUCUACAGUUCUUCGGAAAAGGCAUUCGAUCCGGUUUCAUCCCUUGUGAUGAUAAGACUGUUUACUGGUUUUUCACUUGGAGUCCCUCCAGCCAAGACAAAGAGGUAGAGGAUGAUCCUGCAAAGAUGAAGCAAUUCGUGUUGCGCAAGUGUCACGAAUUACCUGAUCGAGUAAAGGCAGUUUUAGACAACACUCCACUGGAUGGCAUAAUAUGUUCACCACUGAGAUACAGACAUCCAUGGGAAGUACUAUGGGGAAAUAUCAGCAAAGGUAAUGUUUGUGUAGCAGGAGAUGCACUUCAUCCUAUGACACCAGACCUCGGCCAAGGAGGGUGUGCAGCUUUGGAAGAUGGCAUUGUUUUAGCAAGGAGCAUCGCAGAGGUCUUAAAGAAAACGCCGAGCGAAGAGAUUGAAGAAACGGCUGCAGGGGAAUUGGAGAAGGAAGAGUUUAAGAGUAUUGAAAUGGGAUUGAAGAAGUUUGCCAAAGAGAGAAGAUGGAGAAGUUUUGAUCUGAUCACAACAGCCUAUGUGGUUGGUUCAAUACAACAAAGUGAAGGCAAGAUAAUGAACUUGUUGAGGGACAUUUUCUCUGUAUAUCUAGCUGGGUUGUUGAGUAAGAGAGCUGAUUUUGAUUUUGGGAAGCUCACCAUUUCUGAUCAUAUGCAGUAGCUUCAAGAAACAUGAGAUGAACUUGUGGUCGGUAGUUUGAUUUAUGAAUUUGAAGGUUAAAGUGGAUUAGAAGGCCACAUGGGAGUUGCUUAAAGGAAUAUCUACGUGGUACCAGAUUAGUACUAGUAGAAUAAGUUUGUUAAGAUAAUUGGGUAUAAGAAAGGAAGGAAAGAUGUACAGGGUAUUGGGAGGUUCCUAGCUCCUCGAAGCGCUAGUGUUAUCUUUUCUUUUCAUUUUCUUUCAUUCUGUUCUUCUUCAUUUUUUCCAUUAGAGUUCUCAGUUCUGAAACAUCAAGUACUGCAGAUUAUUAAUACAAAUAUCAGUGCAUUAUUCAGUGUUUAAUCUUGUUCUCUG